This is a messenger RNA of Lodderomyces margitis, 549 nucleotides long. It is a transcript of the gene HNT2, whose product is annotated as bis(5'-adenosyl)-triphosphatase. Gene Ontology annotation, molecular function: catalytic activity. The record is from RefSeq and is a predicted model, not a curated record. The transcript has a single exon. Lineage: Eukaryota; Fungi; Ascomycota; Pichiomycetes; Serinales; Debaryomycetaceae. The coding region runs from base 1 to 549 and encodes 182 amino acids.
AUGACCGCAAACGAUAUUUACUUUUUCAAGUAUUUAGUCAACAAUCAAGUAUUCUUCAGGACCAAGUUCACCUACGCUUUAGUAAACUUAAAGCCAUUGGUACCAGGCCAUGUUUUGGUCGUCCCACUUCGCAAUACAGUGCUACGUUUUGGCGAUCUCACACCUGAUGAGUCGACCGACUACAUGAAUACAUUGCAAUUGAUACAAAAGUUCAUUAUCAAAACUUACAAAGCAGAUGCUCUUAACAUAGCCAUCCAAGAUGGUCCAGAGGCUGGCCAGCUGGUGCCACAUCUUCACACGCACAUCAUUCCACGUUACAAGACCGAUGGUUUUGGCGAUUCCAUAUACAGUAAAUUAGAUCAAAAGGAUUUGGAGGCAGAGUAUAAACAGUUUGAAGCCCGCAAGAACCAGUAUCGCAAUCAUUUAAAAGUUGAGAAAAGUGAAUUGAGUCAGAAUGAUGUUGAUAGAAAGGAGCGUACUCCAGCAGUUAUGGAGGAAGAAGCUACCUGGUUGAACAACGAGAUACAAAAAUUUGUACUGCGCACUUAA